This is a messenger RNA of Physcomitrium patens, 2213 nucleotides long. RefSeq lists its product as uncharacterized. The record is from RefSeq and is a predicted model, not a curated record. Gene Ontology annotation, molecular function: DNA-binding transcription factor activity, RNA polymerase II-specific; sequence-specific DNA binding. Lineage: Eukaryota; Viridiplantae; Streptophyta; Bryopsida; Funariales; Funariaceae. Gene Ontology annotation, cellular component: nucleus. Gene Ontology annotation, biological process: positive regulation of DNA-templated transcription.
GAGGGAAUAUAGAGAGGUAGACUUUGCACUAAAUCAGAGAUGUACGGCCCACGUCGCGAGAAAUGGGACCUGGCGGAGGUUUCGUUUUGGCUUUUCGUAGCCGCUGUUGCAGUGAACUUAUAUAGUAGAACUGGGACACCUCAUUUCCAUGGAUGCACUUAAGCUGACCUGAACAUAGUAGUACUAAAAGCUCCUUUCGCCGUGUCUGGGGUUCUGAGAAAUCUGUUACUGCCAGCGUCAUAGUUCUUGAAAUUGCUGGCUCUAGGAUACUGUGUGAGCGGAGACAAAGUAGACCCUCGAGCGUGCGCGAGAGGGAGAGGGAGAGAGAGACAGAGUGAGCACGAUAUCAGUUGAGCGAGGAGUUUGAAAGAGAGAAUAUUCGUAAGGAAGUUAAGUCAUCAGAUCUGGCUAGGUAGGUAAUGAGGAGAGAUUUGGGAGAAAGGAAGUAAGUGGUGUAGUGACAAUCGUCCCGCUGGGUGCUCAGGGUAAAUGCGAGGACUUGCGACGGCAAUGUUGGGAUGCAAAAACAUUUUCGAGUGUUUUUAGGUAGGCGAAGCCACUAGACUUGAGCGUGCAUCCCACGAGUGGCACUACCUGGAUAGGGAUGGCGAGCACUGUGAGUGGUUAUGGUGGUCCCAAUGUCAUGCUUGUGCGUAACGAGAGCUCGACAGACACCUUAGUUGCCAUGCUUGCCUCUUGUUCUUCAGUUCAGCUUCAAGUUCAACUCGCAGGUGGAGGCUUGGAGGAUGCUGUGGCCAGUUGUAGUCAAAAGCGCCCCUACUAUUCCUCCUUUGAAGCCUCUGGUGAAGAUCCAGGAGAUGAGGAAAUUGAAGACUGCACACAACAAGUGGAGAAGAAGAGAAGACUCACCUUCGAUCAGGUCAGGUCACUAGAGAAAAACUUUGAGAUUGAGAAUAAACUCGAGCCGGAGAGGAAAUUGCAACUUGCACAAGAGCUUGGACUCCAGCCUCGGCAGGUGGCCGUGUGGUUCCAAAAUCGUCGUGCGCGCUGGAAAACCAAGCAGCUGGAGCGGGAUUAUGAAGUUCUCUCCUUAGAUUACAACCAGCUCAAGAAUAAGUUUGAUGAUGUGGUUCAGGAGAAGCAACAGCUCCAGGAGGAGAUGGACUGUCUUAGGGGAAAGUUGCCGACGCCACAACCAAGUUCGGUCUUGGGUGCAAAGGAACAAUCCAAGAAACUGAAAACAGCAUCUCAGCCUUCCCCGCCGAAGAUGUCCGAGGCCUCCGUUAAGUUGGAACAGAUAUGUACUGAGCAUACUGCUAGCUACGAUGCUCUGGUGCCUUUUCUAGAGGGAGAUUCGAGUUUCGAAAGCUCUGACAGCAUGUCCAGCGAAAUAGUUAACGCAGACAGUCCUCGCACGUCGGACAGUAUCUCUCUUGUGCCUUUGAACGAGUUCACAACGUAUCCACACAUUCCUACAGACUCUAUGGUGGACUCCAGCAUCAUACAUAUGAGUGAUAGCAUCUGCGAUCAAAUGCUCUCCCCCAUAGAUUGCCACCGCAUUUCUGUGAAGCUUGAGGAUGGUUCAUUCCAAGACGAAUCGUGCAAUUACAUGUUGUCGCAGCUCGAUGAAGAAAGAGGUCUGCCGUGGUGGGAUUGGCCUUGAUGUUGACCGCUGAUGCAAGCUUACUGGAGUUCAUAUAACCAAUUUAGUUUCUCCAUUUUCUGAGUACCAUCAACAAACUGCAAUUUACCAACAGAGGAUGCGCAGGCGAACCGAUCGCAAGAGAACCGAGUUUCUUACCUCUCACGUUUAUUAGACUCGAGACAAAUAGAAUGGCCCUGCUGUUGCAAGUCAUUUCGAUGAUGCUAGAUUUAGCAGUCGGAAAUGAUGUAACAUCAGACCAAAUAAUUUUCUGCCCAACACCCAGUCACACUUGAGGAAUGAAUAAAUCAGGCUGACUCUGGCUGCAAUAAGCGAACUCACAACUUGCCAUUUGAUGUACCAAUUAAAGGUACACAGCAAGGUUUCAAGCUUGGCUAAUGCCAACAAUUGUACUCUCCAGAUAAGCUCCCUUUUAGAGCCUCUAGACGUUUAGAACUGCAAAUAAUAUACAUAUAUAUUUAUAUAUAUAUAUAUACAUAUAAUGUACAAUUGUUUGUAUAUGCGUAUCUAUAUGUGCGUAUAUGUGUGAACUUCCGUACUGGAGCUGCUACCACUUGCCAUUAAUAAAGUCAUUUCCUCUUCUCACGCA